AUGAUAUGCAGAAUUAACAAUCCAACUUAUGUUGCUCCAGAGAAUGAUGCGUGGAGACAUGAGAAUAGUGGAUCUGAGAAUGAAAAUGAGAAGAUGAGUGAAUUGGUUGAAAAGAAAAUUCGUUGGUGGUUUGUGAAAGACGAAAAGAGGAAGAGAACACCAAAGACGUCCCCAGUAGUUCCUAUUCCUACGGAGCCAGCACCGAAGAUAGUUAUUAAGGGGCCUUCGAAAGAACCACAAUCAAGUCUGAUAGAUGAGCCAGUGUUGGAUCCAUCAAGCAUACCUCAAGAAGGGAUUGACUUGACAAAGAAAGAUCAAGGUACAAGUGCUCCAACAGAAAGUGUCAAAGACAAAGAGCCUGAAGGUGUUGCACGUGAUGAUUCAAGUGAAGCUGAUGAUGAGACCACUGAGACAGAAACAGAGCUUGAUCUUACAACGCUUGGUCGUGGAAAAGCUCAGUUGAAAAAGAAAUCAACAAAGAAGAAGAAAGGAUCUGACGAAGAAGAUUCUACUUACACUCCAUCAGUAGUUGGUGAGCGAAAAAAGCUGAGGAUAAAGCGAAAUGCAUUUCAAACUGGAGUGAUUCCAAGAAAUGUCAGAGCAAGAAAAGGUGGUGCCUCAAUGCUAGAAAUCCAAAGUGGUAAAAAUGAAAAACAUUUUACAACUUCAAAGGUGUCUGAAGCUGAAAAAGUUCAAAGUGUCAAAGUUCCAGUAGUUCCAGAAGUACAACAACAUGUUGAAGAGCCUGAGGUUGAGAUUCAAAAGAAAGGUGGUAAUGAUGAUUAUGUUGAAGUCAAUGAAGUAAGAGCAGCUACACCUCCACCACCACCACCACCACAAGAUCUACCUAUUCUUGAAGCUCCUGAAUCUUCAAGAUCAAAGGAUAAAGAUUUUUCUAAUCUGUUUGGAGAUCUUCCUCAUGCUACGGGGGUAUAUAAAGAUGAUUUAAUGCUUGAUGAUGAUUUUGAUGUGUUCAACAACGCGGUAGUGAAAGAGCUGGAGAAGAAAGUUGGUGAACUUGAGAAACAAAAAGAAAAAGCUGAAGCUGAGCGUGAAGUGUUAAAGAAGAAGCUUGAAGAGCUGAUGAAAGAAAAUGAGGAAAUAAAGACGGUCAUGAUCAAUCAAGCAAAGAAAAUAAAAACAAUGGAAGAUGACGUUGAAGACAAUACAAAGCUCUUUGAUGUUAUGCAACAAGAAAUUUCUGAUAUGAAUAAGAAGCUGGUGAAGAUGAAUGAGAUAAACCAGUCGCAAAAUCAAUUGAUUAAUGAACUACAUGAAGCAUUAGCGAAUGAGUUCAAAGUGAUGAAGUUGGAGAUGGAAGCGAUGAAGGCUGAUAAAGUUAUAAAAGAUGAUCAACUCAACAUGCUAUACACUAUUAUGGAAAGUCAUCUGAACAUUGAUGUUCAUGCUGUCUUCAACAACAUUGAAGUCAAAAGAGCCAAAGAACGUAGAGUUGAAAGAGAAAGACGAUUGGCUGAAGAAGCAACACUAAAGAAGAAAAGUGUUAUAGAAGAGACUCAAGAAGUAGGUGGUUCUUCGCGUCAAGUUGACGUAGAAAUGGUUGAUGCUGAAGUAGAUCCUAAGGGAUUCGUGCUUGUUGGUGAGUCUUCUACUCUUUCUUAUGAUUUUGAUGAUAUAGUUCGCCGAGUGCAUGUUAUACAAAAGAAAAAGAAGGCGAAAGAAGUAUUGUUGUUGAGAUGGAAAGAUGAGGAAGUAGUAGAAGAAGAAGAAGAUGAAGAAGAGAAGAUUGAUGAUGAGUUGUUUGAUUACAUCGACAACUUUCCAGAAGGUGAUGAUGAUGACAAUGAUCAAGGUUCAUCUGGGUUGUUGAUUGUGAAUCCGUCUGUGCAACAAAAGAUUGAAGAUUUCCUCAAUGAUGAGAUCAAUGAACAAGAGGAUGAUCAACAUCAAGAAGCCUCUACAUCAGGAAAGCAACACGUCGACCAGGUAUUCCUCACACAACCGACUGUCAUUUAUUUACAUGCUCGAUAUAAGGAGGAGCUAGAGGUACCUAGGUCAAGGGAGGAGAUGAUAGAGGAACUGGGCUUAGAUGAUGUGAAAUUCAAGUUCGAUAUAGAGGAUGAAAUACCUCUGUCACCAGAAAGAGAGUAUGAAUUUGUAUAUGCCCAGGAAGCAGACAAGUAUAAUGACGUGAUAGUUGAAGAUGCGUCUGAUUCGUCUGAUGAAUAA
This is a messenger RNA of Helianthus annuus (common sunflower), 2190 nucleotides long. RefSeq names its product glutamic acid-rich protein-like. The record is from RefSeq and is a predicted model, not a curated record. Bases 1 to 2190 code for a protein of 729 amino acids. NCBI's taxonomy places the organism in Eukaryota, Viridiplantae, Streptophyta, Magnoliopsida, Asterales, Asteraceae. The transcript is spliced from 3 exons.